Messenger RNA from Lampris incognitus (smalleye Pacific opah), 5202 nucleotides. RefSeq names its product phosphofurin acidic cluster sorting protein 2 (gene pacs2). Lineage: Eukaryota; Metazoa; Chordata; Actinopteri; Lampriformes; Lampridae. The transcript has 24 exons. The record is from RefSeq and is a predicted model, not a curated record. The coding region runs from base 85 to 2721 and encodes 878 amino acids. Gene Ontology annotation, biological process: protein localization to plasma membrane. Gene Ontology annotation, molecular function: transmembrane transporter binding.
CGGGUGCGAGACUCGCCCGAGCCAGCGAAGCUCCGGUGUUUACGCGCGACAGCGGCGCGAGGCGGGCAUCGUCGGGCCGGGACCAUGGCGGAGAGAAGCGGCCGGCUGAGCUUCCCGGGGAGCGGGGCUCUCAACAGACCCGUCCCCAUGAACCUGUUCGCUACGUGGGAGAUAGACGGGUCGUCGCCGAGCUGCAUUCCGAGGUUGUGCAGUCUGACUUUGAAGAAGCUGGUUGUGAUGAGAGAGCUUGAUAAGGAGCUCAUCUCCGUGGUCAUCGCAGUGAAAAUCCAGGGCUCCAAGAGGAUCCUGAGGUCCCAUGAGAUCGUGCUGCCACCCAGUGGAUCUGUUGAGACCGACCUGGCACUCACCUUUUCACUGCAGUACCCGCACUUCUUAAAGCGAGAAGGGAACAAGCUGCAGAUCAUGCUGCAAAGGCGGAAGAGAUACAAGAACAGGACCAUUCUGGGCUACAAGACGCUGGCUGUUGGCUCCAUUGACAUGGCUGAGGUGAUGCAGCAUCCCACAGAAGGGGGCCAGAUUCUGCCGCUGUGCAGCAACCAGAAGGACAUGCUGGGCAAGGUGGCCGAGAUCUGGAUCUUCUCCCUGUCCAGUCAGCCCAUCGACCACGAAGAAGCGGCCCUGCAGGACGGCCAGAAGAUCAAAUGCUCGGAUAACUACUCGGAGGAGGAGUACGAGAGCUUCUCCUCGGAGCCGGAGGCCAGCGAUGACGCUGUUCAGGGUCAGGAUCUUGAGGACGACGAAUACGACGUGAGAAAGCCAAAGAAGCAGAGGAGGUCCAUUGUAAGGACCGCGUCCAUCACCAGACAGCAGAACUUUAAGCAGCGAGUGGUGGCCCUGUUAAAGCGGUUCAGGGUGUCAGAAGAGGUGCUGGACUCUGAACAGGACCCGGCAGAACCUCCACCUGAGGUGGAGGAGGACCUGGACCUGGAGAGUCUGGACUUUGAGAACCCGAGCGACAGCGGACCAGAACUGGACGAUGACGACAGUGUCCUCAGCACCCCAAAACCCAAACUCAAGCCAUAUUUUGAGGGCCUGUCCCUUUCCAGCUCUCAAACAGAGAUCGGUAGCAUCCACAGCAGCCGGAGUCAUCGGGAGCCUCCUAGUCCGAUCGAUCCGGAUAAAACCAAGUGUUCUGGGACCAAGUUCCAGGAGGACGCUGUCUCCGAUAACGUCACUUUCGAGCAGCCGGAGGCGGUGACUCCCACCACAGAGCUGGAGAUGGACAACAUGGACACCUUUUUAGAGAGACUUCCCCCGAGUGGCAAGAUGACCAAAACAGAGUCCCUAAUCAUUUCAUCCAAUAGACAGGAACCAAAGCUGGCGGGAAGGCGAGGCCGGAGCACGUCGCUGAAGGAGCGUCAGCCCAGCAGGCCGCAGAACGAGAGGGCCAACAGCCUGGACAACGAGCGCUCUCUGGACACACGCUGCCACCUACAGAUCCCGAGGAAAACCGUGUAUGACCAGCUGAACCACAUCCUGGUGUCUGACGACCAUUUGCCUGACAGCAUCAUCCUCAUCAACACCUCCGACUGGCAGGGCCAGUACCUCUCAGACAUUUUGCAGAACCGCCAGCUCCCGGUGGUCUGCACCUGCACCACGGCCGACAUCCAGGCUGCCUUCAACACCAUCGUCUCCCGCAUCCAGAGAUUCUGUAACUGCAACUCACAGACGCCCAUUCCUAUAAAGAUAGCGGUGGCUGGGGCCCAGCACUACCUCAGCGCGGUCCUGAGGCUUUUCGUGGACCACCUCUCCCAUAAGACCCCCGACUGGCUCGGUUACAUGAGGUUCCUUAUCAUCCCUCUAGGAGUCCACCCAGUCUCCAAAUACCUCGGCACCAUCGACUACAGAUACAACAGUUUAUUUCAAGACGCUGCAUGGAGGGACCUUUUCCACAAGCCGGAGGCUCCUGUUGUGGCACAGGAGAACCUAGACGUGGUGUCCAGGAUAACACAGUACAUGGUUGGGGCCAAUGGAGCACACCAGCUCCCCAUCGCAGAGGCCAUGCUCACCUAUAAACAGAAGAGCCCGGACGAGGACUCGUGUCAGAAAUUCAUCCCUUUCAUCGGGAUGGUGAAAGUCGGCAUGGUGGAGCAGACAUCUACAACAUCAGGAGAUUCUGAUGACGCAGCUCCGGUGGGCUCAGCGCUGCUCUCCUCCACUCCUCCACAAGUGUCCCCCUCACUCAAGGAGGUGUCCCCUACACCUCCCUCCUCCCCCUCGGUUAACACCGGGUUCAGUGCUUACAGCUGCGGUGGCCAGGGGGAGCUGAUGGGACUGCAGGUGGACUACUGGGUUGCUCCAACGGAAAGGAAGAAAGACGUGGAAAAGCGGGACUCCUCUUCCAAGAACACUCUGAAGUGCACCUUCCGCUCGCUGCAGGUCAGCCGGCUGCCGCUAGGGGGCGCAGAGUUAGGACUCCAGCCCACCAUGUCUAUGACGGUGGUGACGAAGGAGAAGAACAAGAAAGUCAUGUUCCUGCCCAAAAAGAGCAAGGACAAAGAAGUGGAGUCCAAGAGUCAACUGAUUGAGGGGAUCAGCCGGCUCAUCUGCACUGCCAAGCACCAGCAGACCAUGCUGAGAGUGUUGAUCGACGGCGUCGAGUGGAACGAUGUGAAGUUUUUCCAGCUGGCGGCACAGUGGUCCUCGCACGUCAAACACUUUCCCAUCGGGAUCUUUGGACACACGAAGGGCCCCUACUAACGGUGUGCCAAAAAGAGACUGAAACGCAGAGGACCUCUCUCUCCGAGACCCUCUCCUCCGUCCAUCCCUCCCUCGUGCCAACUGCUCCUAACCUGCACAGCCCACUACCACUCUGCCGUCUUAAUUUAAACUCCUUACUUUCACCUCCUGUGUUUGUCCAAUGAUGAUUUUCGUCAGGGGUUUUUUUGCGUGUUUUUUUUUUUAAUUUUCUAUUUAAAAAAAAAACAAGAAGAAAAUUGAAAACGUCUCGGUUUCUUUGCCAAGGGAAGCUUUCUUUACCCUGCUUUUUAAAAAGGAAAACCCUGCUGAUGUUUUAUAGACUUUUUUGGGGCGGGUGGGGAAAAUACAAACUGAAACCCUAAUCAAAUAAUAAUUAGAAGAAUUUGAAUUAACUCAUAACACGAGUGCCCAGGCUUUCUCCCGCUACCUGCGCCGAUGCUUUCGGUUUGAUGCGACUGGUUUAAACACUUCGCCAGCACAAUCCAUGAGGGAAAUGGGGGAGAGAAAAGAAGCUCAGACUGUUGCUUUUGGAAUGAUGGGCAAUGGGGACAAGAUGGUCGUCAUCUUCUUCAGGAGCUCUUUGAGAGCAGCGGGUUUCGAUUCUCAACAUCAUUGACUGUUUCCGAACUCCAUACUCUUCCUUGACUGUCCGUCCUCAAGGGGAAAAAUAAAGUACCCCCACCUCCCCCAACCACCAUUUGACCCUCUGCACUCAACGAAAGAAGUCUGAAAUGUGCAAUAGACUGUAUGCGGCAUGAGCGCAACUCGGGACCGAAUCACUGAACAGCCCGUCACUGUUGGCAGGUCACAUAUCGCUCUUCAUUUUGCGUCGUCGCUCGACGCCCCCCUCCAUUAGGGUGACCAGACGUCCCGGUUUGUCCGGGAUCGUCCCGGUUUCAAGCUGGGUGUCCCGAGUCCCGACAAAUAUCUGUAAAAUAGUAAAAUGUCCCGGGUUUCGACAUCCAUCCCCCAUCAUGUCCAGCGAGACAGACAAGCUUGCGAGCGCGUGCAUAUGCGCGUGCACGAAUGUGCGGUACACUUUUGAGGGUCCCAGUUUGGGAUUUUGAAAAUCUGGUCACCCUACCCUCCAUUCUCUCCCCCCCCCCUCCUCUUUCUCUCCUGCUUCCUGCUAACUAAGCUCUCGCCACCUCUCUCAAGUCGCAUCCUUUCUCAAUAACCGAGAGAUUUCUUGUCAAAAUGAGAGAUACAUGAUUUGCAAAAAGCAAAACAAAUGAUACCUACUUUUACAGAAUCAUUAACAGCACAAGAUGAAAACUAAACUUAGUUCUUUGGAAAGGAUAGUAAGCCAGCUAAUCACUGAUAGAACGGUACUAGUUUUACAAAGCUUGUCCUCUGUAUUAGAUAAUGAACUUCAGGUAUUUUCUUUUUUGUUGUUGUUUUCCUAAAAUGGGUAUUUUGGAUCAAAGCUCUUCACGUCCUGCACUCCUGCCAACAAACUCCAGCAAAUAGUACAUUUUUAUUUUAUUUUAUUUUUUUGCCAAAGGAAUAUUCCUCAACUGCAGCUCGCUCAUUACCUGCCUGGUAUUCUAGUUGACUUCAUCAUGUAGCGGUGAAUGUAUUGAAGUUACCGUAAUAUAAAAAGCACUUUUUAAAUGUUUGUCCAUCAUAGAUUAGUCUUUUGAACUCGUCCCAGGAACCCGAUUCCAGUAGCUGUGGUUUUCAGAGGCACAUAGACAUUACACUGUUAUCUGCCAUAACAGUGCACUCGGGAUGUUUUGCCGCAAAAAACUGUUUUUCAACAAGGCGUCGUUCGUAUGCAGCCAGAACCAUGCGUUUGUAAGCUAUGUCACAGGCCCAGUUGGACUCCUCCAAUUUUAUCUUGAUGUUUCCGAGAGGUAAAGCGUAGAAAUGUUAAGCGAUGUGAUGUUAACUUUUAAAAAGAAAAUGACUGUCAUGUUGUAUUUAUAUGUUCCAUAUCUAGUUGACUCUUUAGCAGAAAGCUUAACUGACAGUGCGUUUUCCUGGAAGACCCCCGAGAUGUCUUUCAGCGGCCAUUUUCAUUACCGUCAUCACUGAUUUCUUGAUAAGUGCCUAAAUUGCCCAGUUUCCACUUAAUCAAAAUUAACUGUCCCUUACGUGUAUGGUGCUGAGUCCGGUCUAAAAGCACUGUAGGACAGCUGUCAACUGUUCUCCGGGGGGGGGGGGUCCACCAACAGAAAGAAACAUCUACAGUCAGGCCUACUCAUUCAUGCCCUGCUCAAAGAGCCCCGCACAACAGGGAGGGGAGGGGGGGGGAAUAGCAUCCCUCCUUGUGAAAGCCCCCAACGAUGGGUAAUAAAUCAGUUUUUAGAGAACACUAACGCCCCAUUAUUUUAAACAUGUAAAUUUUUUUUAUAUAAAGAAGACAUUUUAUGCGAUUUCUUUUUUGUCACUGUGUUCUUGGAAAGGAUUGUUGAGCUCGAGAGUUCCCCUUACAGACUACCACUGUAACCCCCAAGACGGGGGUAAUAAAAGUACUAU